UCUUCUUCCUCUCCAACACAGAUCAGCCGCCUCUCCUCUCAACUCCACCGACGAUGGCGAGUCUCCGACGAGAACCAGAGGAGAGGGAGGCCGAUCUCCUCUCCUCUCCGCCUUCUCUUCCUCUCUCCUUUCUCCCUUUCUCUUCUCUUUUCUCUCCUCUCUUCGCAGGAACACCAGCAGCAGCAGCCGGACAGCAACUCCAGCAGCUGGCAGCACUCCGACCAGCGACCAGCAGCGCCAGCAGCAGCCGGACAGCAACUCCAGCAGCUGGCAGCACUCCGACCAGCGACCAACAGCGUCAGCAGCAGCCUCACGGAACUCCCGACGAGGACCACCAGCAACACCAACAGCAGCUCCAACCAGCGAGGAAGAGAAAGCCAGCUGCUCCGACCAGCGAGUCACCAGCAACAGCGAGCUCCGGUGGACAUUUCUUUUGGGAUUUCAAGUGUAUUUAAGACGGAUCUUUGACAGAUCCGUCCAGGUUUUGAACUCAAAGUUCAAGAUAUUGAAGAGUUGCCAUGGAACGAAAACAUUAGACAAGCUAAAUUUGUUUAAUUUGGGUUUUAUAUAUUAUUUAAUUUCUAUUAUUGUCUUGUAAUAAUUGUAAACUCUAAUUCUAUAUAUAUGAUAUAACUUGGGGGAUCGUCUAAGGGGGAGGGGAGUAUACGUG
This is a messenger RNA of Solanum tuberosum (potato), 670 nucleotides long. RefSeq lists its product as uncharacterized. The record is from RefSeq and is a predicted model, not a curated record. The coding region runs from base 54 to 455 and encodes 133 amino acids. The transcript is spliced from 2 exons. NCBI's taxonomy places the organism in Eukaryota, Viridiplantae, Streptophyta, Magnoliopsida, Solanales, Solanaceae.